Carassius carassius (crucian carp) is the source of this 2038-nucleotide messenger RNA. RefSeq lists its product as uncharacterized. The transcript is spliced from 3 exons. Gene Ontology annotation, molecular function: ubiquitin-protein transferase activity. NCBI's taxonomy places the organism in Eukaryota, Metazoa, Chordata, Actinopteri, Cypriniformes, Cyprinidae. The record is from RefSeq and is a predicted model, not a curated record. Bases 1001 to 1996 code for a protein of 331 amino acids.
GUUAGAUAUGGGGAUCGUCUUGCAGUUAGAGCAUUUUGCCGUCAAAGACUCGCAGCAUGUGAAACCACCAAGUCCACUGCACUGCAGAGAUUAAGAGACAAGAUCCAAAAAAGAGGCAGUACAUCAGCAAAUGACGGGUGUUUAUUAAGCAAACUUUCAGGUAUCGGCAACAAACAUGCUUCUAAAGAGACCAGACGACUGGAAAUUGGGUGGCUUCAUUUUUAUAAAGGAGAAUUUCACCAGGUUCGGACAAGACAUGGAGGAGGAACGCGACAUGUGACGGUUAAAAAGAACACUUCGGUUGAGGAACUGAUGAUGAUUGGGAAGGAUUUGUUUUUUCCUAAAGGGAUUUCUUCAAAAGGCCCAACUGCAAGCUAUAUCUUUGAGAUGCGAGAUUUCAGCCAGACCACUAUUCCAUUCAGUCUUACAGUGAAUGAACUAUAUGAGCAGAGUAAACUCAGAAUGCUACGACUGUACGUAUGCACGAUGGAAAAGGAUUUGGUCAGUUCUCCCCAAGUUUCAUCAGACUCGUCCUCAGAUUUUACUCUUGACGAACUGGAACGAGAGCCAAGAGUGACAGAGAGUACUAGGAGAACCAGAAGCAUGGCAAGAAUAUUAGGACAACCACUUGUCCAAACAAGUGAUCCUGUGCCUGUCAAUCAUUCAUCACUCAUUGAAGAAGAGGAUAGAUUUCUCUACCAGUCAAAAUUCCAGAGAGGAAAAUUGGGCAUCCACUCCUCAUGACCAUGAAUCUGAUGAUGUGGUGUGUUUGAGCGAAGAGCCAGGGUCAUUCGUUGCGGUGUCUUAUGAUCUAGAACUGGAGGACUCCGAGAUCCAGAUUGGAAUUUCACAUGAUAAUUUUGCCAUUUUGGAUUCCACUCUUUCCUGGAAUACAGAAGAUGGGGAUCCUAGACAGAAUCCACCAUUAAUAGAUCAACCUCAGACAGAAGGAUCAUUUUCUGCAGAACAGCUGAUUGAAGAAACAGAGGAUCAUGAGAGCAUGAAAGAAAUCCAAAGUGUGAAAGUGAGAAGGGUCAAUAUAGUAAAAGAUGUUUUGGAGAUCUUCUCAAAACCCGAAGUAUUAAAGCAAGUCCUGCGUGUAGAAUUCACUAAUGAAAAUGCCAUUGAUGAUGAUGGAGUGUCACGUGAACUGUACACUGCCUUUUGGAAAGAUGUUCUUGCUCAGUGUGAGGGUGAGGAUGAACGAGUUCCAAGACUGAGACCAGACUACUCCGAGAGGGAGUGGCAGGCUGUUGGAAGAGUGUGGGUGAAAGGCUAUGUUGAUCAUGGUGUGAUGCCCAUCAGGUUGUCUCCGGCAUUUAUAUUGGCUUGUAUUGAUGGUGUUGACUCCGUUGUUGAAGAGCUCUUGAUGUCCUCAUUUUUUAAAUAUCUGUCUGCAUCAGAGCAAUCUGUUGUUGAAAAAGCUAUUCAAGGCAACCUGGAUGAAAAUAAUGCAGAAGAUUUACUUGAUCUCUUCUCACGGAUGGGUUCAUACUGCUUGCCUCCAAAAGAAAACAUUCGUUCUGCUAUUUUGACAAUGGCUCACAAAGUCCUCCUUCAAGAGCCCAAAUUUAUAAUUGACUGCUUCCGGACCAUUAUGCCAACUGGCAUUCUGAAUCUGACCAGACAAUGCAUACUUGAAGCAUACGAGUCAAAGAAAGCUACAAACAAGAAAGUGUCACAAAUGAUAAAGCCAGCAAAAGAUUGCUUGAACCAGCAAGAGCAGCUGACCCUUAAUCAUCUGCAGCGCUAUGUGAAAAAUCUAGACCAAAGAAAGCUGGAGACUUUCUCACGAUUCUGUACCGGCUCUACUGUCAUGUGUAAAGACAAAAUCGAAGUCAUGUUUAAUGUAUCAUGUGGCCUUGGACGUAGGCCUGUUGCACAUACAUGUGGAGCAGUUCUCGACUUACCGUGUACAUACAGCUCUUAUCCAGAGUUUCGUGCAGAGUUUGACAAUGUACUAAAUGGAGAUUGCUUUGCAAUGGACAUUCUAUGACUGUAUUAAUUGUAAUGAAAUGGAGUAAGUCAGGUUAAGCUU